This is a messenger RNA of Nematolebias whitei (Rio pearlfish), 1452 nucleotides long. RefSeq names its product WD repeat domain 25 (gene wdr25). Gene Ontology annotation, molecular function: protein binding. Lineage: Eukaryota; Metazoa; Chordata; Actinopteri; Cyprinodontiformes; Rivulidae. The transcript has 8 exons. The record is from RefSeq and is a predicted model, not a curated record.
CUCAGUGUGAUGUCUUCACUGGUGGCCUAUGAUGAUUCAGAGUCAGAGGAUGAAUCCUUUCAUCAGGAGGAGGAGGGCACAUCCGCUUCUGCUAAAACUUCUUAAUCUGUCACUUCGGCCUCUGACCAGACAGUUUUACAACCAGAAGGAAGCAGUUCUUCACCACGUUUUUAUUCUCAGCCACAGUCAUGCGCAGACUGGGAGAGAAACGUUUGUAGUGACAGUUCAGUUCUUCUGCACUUACCUGCAGCUCAGGGAAGCGUUGCACCCCUGCAGCCUCCUUCGUGCAUCCCAAGAAGCUUUAGUGAUGGAACCAAUCCAGCAAAAAGACUACCCACUGUUUUGUCUGGUGUUAAACCGUAUGUCUCAAAGAGAAAGAGGCUUUCUGUGGAGUCAAUGAACCCAGAGCGCCCAUCAGAGCAAGACCAGGGGGACGAGACCAGGAACAGUCAAAUUCUGUCAGAUGCGCCUCCGCGACUGAAGGCCUAUCUUGGUGAAAAGCCAAAAGCAGCAGGGAUACCGAGGAAAGUUCAAAUGAGCCUGGAGGGCCACCGAGGCCCAGUUAACACGGUGCAGUGGUGUCCUGUUCCUCACCUCAGUCACUUGCUGCUGUCUGCCUCCAUGGACAAGACGUUCAAGGUGUGGGAUGGAGCAGAAAGUGGACGAUGCCUCAGGCGUUACACCUGCCACUCGGGAGCUGUGCGUGAUGCCUGUUGGACCCCUUGCGGGCGACAGCUCCUCACCGGCUCAUUUGACAACACGGCUGUGAUCACUGACGUGGAGACGGGACAGCAGGUGGUGAAAGUGAACAACCAGUUUAAAGUGAUGUGCGUGGCCCUGUACCCCGGCAGCCCAGAUGUUUUCCUGUGUGGAGGUUACAGUCCAGAGGUCAAAGCCUGGGACUCUCGUUGCUGCAAGGUGGUGAAAGUGUACAAAGCAGGGAUCCAGCAGACGUUGGACAUCCUUUUCCUGAGGUGCGGGCUGGAUUUCAUAACGAGCACGGACUGUGUUAGCAGGGACUCUGCAGACCGGACCCUCAUCGCCUGGGACUUCCAGACCACAGCCAAGGUUUCCAACCAGAUUUAUCAUGAGCGUUACACGUGCCCGAGCUUGGCUCUCCACCCACAGGAGGAGUCGUUUGUUGCCCAGACCAACGGGAACUACAUGGCACUGUUUUCCUCCCAGAAGCCCUAUAGAAUGAACAAGAGGCGGCGAUUUGAAGGACACAAGGUGGAGGGAUUUGCUGUCCGGUGUGAUUUUUCUCCGGAUGGGACGAUUCUGGCUUCAGGGAGCUCCACGGGUUCGGCUCACUUCUAUGACUACCAAUACGCUCGCAUGCUGCACUCUUUCCAGGCUCACAGCCAGCCCUGCCUUUGUGUUUCCCAGCACCCCGUCCUCCCAGCGACUGCGGUCACCUGCGACUGGGCGGGCGACAUUAAGAUCUGGCACUGA